Aspergillus caelatus is the source of this 707-nucleotide messenger RNA. RefSeq names its product DNA replication protein PSF3 (gene psf3). Bases 37 to 573 code for a protein of 178 amino acids. Gene Ontology annotation, biological process: mitotic DNA replication initiation. Gene Ontology annotation, cellular component: GINS complex. The transcript has 6 exons. The record is from RefSeq and is a predicted model, not a curated record. NCBI's taxonomy places the organism in Eukaryota, Fungi, Ascomycota, Eurotiomycetes, Eurotiales, Aspergillaceae.
GGACAGUAGCCAGUAAUACAGUCUAACCAAUUCAAAAUGUCAUAUUAUGAUAUUGACUCUAUCUUAACAGAUGCUCAGAAAUUGCCUUGCACAUUUGAACUCGAGGUGCCAGGGCUUGGCAUUCUAGAGGGCAAUCCAGGCGACAAUAUCAAAGCUGGUACUCGCAUCGACCUCCCACUAUGGCUGGGUGAAAUGCUCUCUAUCGGAGCUCGGCUGGGCACUUCUCGCUUAGUUACACUAGAUAUCCCUUCAGCAUUAUCAGAACGGGUUAUGAAUGCCUUAAAAGCCGACCCUCGGACCGUCGAUCUGCGGGCAUUAGCGCCACAUUUUUAUAGUCUGAGCGAGCGGGUUUUGGAGCUUUUUGAGGAAGAGGAGAUGGUUGAUGUUCUUAUUAAUACAUUCAAGAAGCGCGCUUCAGAAAUUGCUGACCAUGCCCACAAUCCAAAGGGUGCUCUUGGCGACGGCGUUGAGUUUCUGCGGGGGUUAGAUGAAACGGAAAGGCAGCUGUUUCGCGUGGCUCAUGAUAGUGCCAAGGAGACGCGGAUAUGGGCUGGGGAGGCUAAGAAGAGGUAAUUCGAGGGCGAAAGUAUUAACAUUCAAAUUUAUCAGACUGAGCUGUGCUCGUCAUAUGAGCUAUGUCUAUUGUUUUGCCAGUCAUGUGUUUAGGGUUAGCUAUGUUGGUGGAGUUAUAUGGAAUUAGCACUCGC